CCCUCGCUUCUUCAGGCAGCAGAGCAGAGUCUCCGGGAGCUCAGAGCCCAGCGGGACAGGCCCUCAGCUAGAGGCCCACCAUGGCACCCCUGAGGCCCUUUCUCAUGCUGGCCCUGCUGGCAUGGGUUGCUCUGGCUGACCAAGAGUCAUGCAAAGGGCGCUGUGCAGAGGGUUUCAAUUCUGACAAGAAAUGUCAAUGUGACGAACUCUGCUCUUAUUACCAGAGCUGCUGUGCUGACUACACGGCUGAGUGCAAACCCCAAGUGACUCGUGGGGAUGUGUUUACUAUGCCGGAAGAUGAAUACUUUGAUUAUCCUGAAGAGACUACAAUAUACAAUGCCACUGUUCCUGAACAGCCGGAGAGCACUCCCCUGGGCCCUAGCAUGCUGCCCCAGCCAGAAGGGACUUCUGUAUUUGAGACAAGCACCACAAGGCCUGAGGUGAAAACCUCUAGGCCUGAGGUGAGCCUAGAGACUGAGAUCGCUUAUCAAAGUACCUCAGAGCCAGCCACCGAGGAGGAGCUGUGCAGUGGGAAGCCCUUCGAUGCCUUCACCGACCUCAAGAAUGGUUCUGUGUUUGCCUUCCGAGGGCAGUACUGCUAUGAGCUGGAUGAAACGGCAGUCAGGCCUGGCUACCCCAAGCUCAUCAGAGAUGUCUGGGGCAUCGAUGGCCCCAUUGAUGCCGCCUUCACUCGAAUCAACUGUCAGGGCAAGACCUACCUUUUCAAGGGUAGUCAGUACUGGCGCUUUGAGGAUGGUGUUCUGGAACCUGAUUACCCCCGAGACAUCUCUGAAGGCUUCAGUGGCAUUCCGGACAACGUGGAUGCAGCCUUGGCCCUUCCUGCCCACAGCUACAGUGGCCGGGAGCGGGUCUACUUCUUCAAAGGGAAACAGUACUGGGAGUACGAGUUCCAACACCAGCCCAGCCAGGAGGAGUGUGAAGGCAGCUCCCUGUCGACGGUGUUUGAGCACUUUGCCCUGCUGCAGCGGGACAGCUGGGAGGACAUCUUUGAGCUGCUCUUCUGGGGCAGAUCCCCUGGUGGUGCCCAAGAGCCCCAGUUCAUCAGCCGAGACUGGCACGGUAUACCUGGAAAAGUGGAUGCUGCCAUGGCUGGCCGUAUCUACAUCUCAGGCUCAGCACUCCACGCCCCCCAGGCCAAAAAGCAAAAGUCGAGGCGCCGCAGCCGCAAACGCUACCGUUCUCGCCGUGGCCGCGGUCGUAGCCAGAGCUCCCGCCGGUCAUCCCGUUCUAUCUGGCUGUCUUUAUUCUCCAGUGAGGAAAGUGGGUUUGGAACCUACAACUAUGAUGACUACAAUAUGAACUGGCUUGUGCCUGCCACCUGUGAGCCCGUCCAGAGUGUCUACUUCUUCUCAGGAGACAAGUACUACCGAGUCAACCUUCGCACCCGGCGCGUGGACACUGUGAAACCUCCAUACCCACGCUCCAUCGCCCAGUACUGGUUGGGCUGUGCAGUCCCUGGCCAUGAGUAGCUGUUAAGAGUCCACACAUAUGGGGCCUCCCAUAGCUCUCUCUUCCGACCUCUGCUCCCAGCUCAAUAAAG
Molecule: messenger RNA, 1561 nt
Organism: Perognathus longimembris pacificus (Pacific pocket mouse)
Lineage: Eukaryota; Metazoa; Chordata; Mammalia; Rodentia; Heteromyidae
Gene: Vtn
Product: vitronectin
Exons: 8
Coding region: 81-1490 (469 amino acids)
Biological process (GO): cell-matrix adhesion; cell adhesion mediated by integrin; immune response
Molecular function (GO): polysaccharide binding; extracellular matrix binding; scavenger receptor activity
Source: RefSeq, a predicted model, not a curated record